Sceloporus undulatus (fence lizard) is the source of this 3587-nucleotide messenger RNA. RefSeq names its product BCL2 interacting protein 3 like (gene BNIP3L). The transcript has 6 exons. Gene Ontology annotation, biological process: defense response to virus; positive regulation of apoptotic process; mitochondrial outer membrane permeabilization. The record is from RefSeq and is a predicted model, not a curated record. Gene Ontology annotation, cellular component: nucleus; mitochondrial envelope; mitochondrial outer membrane. The coding region runs from base 85 to 741 and encodes 218 amino acids. Lineage: Eukaryota; Metazoa; Chordata; Lepidosauria; Squamata; Phrynosomatidae.
GCGCACUGCGCGCGCCGCGUUGUUUUUGUUGUUUUCCCUUCCUUCGCUGCCUCAGAGGGAAGAAGAGCUCCGCGUCGGCUAGGGAUGAUGUCUUCCCCUCAGGGGUCGCCUCAACACCAAGAACAACACAAUAACAACAACAACCCGCCGCCGGAAGGGACGCCCAGCGAGCCAGGCCUCAACAGUUCCUGGGUAGAGCUGCAAAUGAAUGGAAAUGGCAAUGACAAUGGCAAUGCAAAAAAUGGAGGCCUGGAACAUGUCCCUUCUUCAUCUUCUAUCCAUAAUGGAGACAUGGAGAAGAUACUUCUAGAUGCUCAGCAUGAGUCGGGGCAGAGCAGUUCAAGGGGUAGUUCCCACUGUGACAGCCCUUCUCCUCAAGAAGAUGGACAAAUAAUGUUUGAUGUGGAAAUGCACACAAGUAAAGACAAUAGUUCUCAGUCUGAAGAGGAACCAGCUGAAGGAGAGAAGGAGGUGGAUGUUCUGAAGAAAAGUGCAGACUGGGUAUCGGACUGGUCAAGUAGACCUGAAAACAUUCCUCCCAAGGAAUUUCACUUUAGACAUCCUAAACGAGCCGUAUCUUUAAGUAUGAGGAAGAGUGGAGCCAUGAAGAAAGGUGGCAUUUUUUCAGCUGAAUUUCUUAAGGUGUUCAUUCCAUCUCUGUUCAUAUCUCAUGUUUUGGCUUUGGGACUAGGUAUCUACAUUGGAAAACGACUGACCACGCCUUCAGCCAGUACUUAUUGAAAGAAGUUAUGCACAAAACCUGGAAAUCCUUGUGGUCUGUGAAGGUGUUAAUGUCACACUAGUACAAUUGAACUUGAGGGAAUUUGAAGCAUGACUCCCUUCCCUAGCCUCCACCUUGUUUUUUUUACAUAUCCAAGUUCCAGUUACUCUUGGAAUUCAGUAUUGGAACUCUGUGGAGGUUUCUCACUAGUCUUUUCUUUUUCUCUAGCCUCCUUCCACAUCCUGCAAGACACAUCAGAGUUGCCUAACAGAGUUUACAGUUGCCUAUACGUUGCAAGGGCUUCUUUCAGUGCAAAAUGCCACCAGCAAAUUAUAAUUUUAUCAGCGAUGCUGUUGUCUCCACUUUACUACAGCAGGAAGUAAUCUGCACAAUGCCUAAUUGAACUGUUGAAUACAACAGUCUCAGUUUUCUAAAAGCAACUGAGAAUUAACUGAAGCUGGUUAUAAAAAUGAACUAAAAGUCUUUGGCAAUUUUUUAAAAAAGUAAGAAUUGUAGGUAAAUAAAGCAUAGCUUUAUUUUCAAUUCUUCCAAUGUUUUUGCUUUCGGGAAGCAAGAACUGCACAAAAAUCAAAGCAGGAUAAAAAUCGACUCAUCAGCAACUUUUAAUACUUAGUAACUGUCAUCAUCUUUUCUAUGAAGUAGUGAGUUUAUUUCUGAUAGAAAAACCAGUCCAACAUCUAUACAAAUGUUUUUUUAAGGAUUGCAUUAUUUGCAUGUGAAGAAGCUUCUAGUAUUCUUUAGUGUUUUAUUUAAUGAAAGGUUUCCUUUUAAAAGUAGUUUGACUUGAAGUAUUUUUGAAGUAUUUAGACUCCAUGUAAAAAGAGAAUCUUAUUUGUUCUGAAACCACUUUCAAUUUACAAAGCUAUGGUGGUUUCAGCAGCUACCUAUGGCAUCCUAUCUGGGAAGAGUCUUGCAGUUUUAUGAAACACAUUUGAAUCUCUUUCUCUGGUUGAGUUUCAUUACUGCCAAUUUCUAUCAUUUAUUUUAUAAUCUAGUUAAUAUCUAAAACCCUAUGGACCUAUCACAAGGCAAUCCAGGUGAUACCUUGAAUAGCUAGGUAGAAAUCUCUUUAAUAGAAGGACUCAGCCUUGUCCUUCAGAUACAUUUUUCCCCAAGACACAAAGCUUAGUUCCAAAUUUGUUUCCACAGACAUGGACUAGCAAAUGUCCAUCAGUAGAUUUGCAUUGGAUUUUGGAACAUGUAGCAUGAUUCUGAACGAUCGUUUACUCUCUUUUUAUAUAUAUGACAGACUUUAAUGCUACAUAUUUAGGAAACCAUCAGUAACUGUAAAACUAGCAAAAUUCCAUUGGCCAUAGACUGACAGCAAAACCAGACUAAAAUAAGAGUUAGCCAGCAAACCUUUGGAAAUAGGUGCUCCUUUUCCCCAUUUGCAUCAGACUACUGAAAGUUUUUUGUCUUAAAGGCUUGGCCAUGUGAGCAUGAUCACUUGUGCCAGUGAAAAUAGGUGACCUUUAUGAAGCAGAGAGGGUAAGCAUGAAAUAUAGUCCUCAAGUAUAUUAAUUUCUGUGGUCAGAAUCCUGUUGGUUAUACCUGGGUAAUGCUCCAUUAUGCUGGAGCAAGGCACAUUUUGGAGUGGGGAGUGGAUAGCAAGAGAAAGCAGUUGUCCCAGCUCCUGAGCAGCUCAGGAGCCAACAUAGCAGCUUUCUCUCCUGUACGGGAGAUGACUUUCACUAUCUCCUAUCCCCAACUGCUGCAGCACGCAUGGCCAUUUUAUCUCUAUUGCUGCAUCUCUGCCUGUGUUUCCACUACCACCUACAAUGGUGUUGUUGUGAUGACUAACAGGAUUGUGAUUGUAACACUUAAAAGCCUCUCUCUCUCUCUCUUUUGCUAAUUCUGUUAGUGUCUGAGCCCCCACUUCCCUAGCUUUGAAUGAAAGCACUUGUACAUCUUGCAACUAUGUAUUUUUCCUGUGUGGGUAAUUUUGACAUGAUUAAAUACAAUAAGGGUGGUUUUUUUUUGGGGGGGGGGGGGUCAGACAACAAGCCUGAAUAGUAUUAAAAGCCUGAUAGUACUUUCAGUGCCGAUUCUUGUACCUUGCUUGUUUUAUUAACCCAGUUGAAAUAUGGAAUGAAAUAUAUACAGUAUAUGGAAUUGGGACCAUGUUAAAAGUAAAAAAAUAAAGCUUGGCUCCUUUCCAAAUUAUACAGUGAUUAAUCGGCAGAUGCGGUGUGAUAAAUUGGUGCAUCUACAUGUGUGACUAAACACCUUCGCUAAUGUUUUUCAAGCAGCUGUGAGGUUAAAAUUGCUGAUGGAUUUUGGUAUUUGAAUACCUGGUCACUGUCAAGCUUCUUGCUGUGCAGUGAUAUAAAUCAGUAUUUAUUAGUAGCUAACUAUAAGCUUGAAAGAGCGUGACCAGGUAGUUAUAAUUUGAAAAGGGGUUAUCAAAUAUAAAGGUUUGUUUAAAUAAACAUUGUUAAAUAGCUUUAUACCUGUUUACAGUUUGGGGGGAAAUGCAGGUCUUGUUUCUCAAAUGAUCGGUGAAAAACAGGACUUGAAAAGUUUGUACAUAUAGGAUCAUGCAGAAAUGCGUAAACUCGCACAUUAAAGAAAAUGCAGCAGGUUGAACUGCAUAACUAACAAAAUGAAAAACCCAUCUAUUUCCUAUUUUUAAAAACUCAAAACUGAAAAACUCUGUUGGAAUUUACACUUUUUUUUAAAAAGAAAAAAAGACAUUGGUGAAAUUAUUGUAGUUAACUGAGCCAAAGUAAUUAAGCAUUCUUCAUAUUUAGUUAUCACUUUGUUACAUUAUUAUAUACAGUUUACAGUACUUGUAUAAGUUGUAGUUAUAAAAAUUUUGUGCCAUUAAAGCUGUCAUAAAACUGAA